This is a messenger RNA of Macroventuria anomochaeta, 1720 nucleotides long. RefSeq lists its product as uncharacterized. Bases 329 to 1417 code for a protein of 362 amino acids. Lineage: Eukaryota; Fungi; Ascomycota; Dothideomycetes; Pleosporales; Didymellaceae. The transcript has 2 exons. The record is from RefSeq and is a predicted model, not a curated record.
GCAUAACGCAAUGCGCUGGCAGUAAUGCCCGAUGAACACGCAAUGAUCACGACAACGGUCUCCUUGAUCCCAUACCACCCGGUUUUGCUCGGGUCGAUUGGAAUCAACCUGCCGCAUGUUCCUUUGAUCGAAGACAUUGCAGCUCAUGGAGUCUUCAGCAGCUGCAAAGAGAGAACACUAUCGACAUCAUACAUGAUCCUGCACAACAUAAGAGCUUCUUAAACCAACGGGCCGGCCCUGGCAUGCAGCCAGCAAACUUUACUCCAAGCCAGAAUCUCGCUAAAGUACCUAUCUUACCGUAUUCGUUACUCUGACCUAAGCCUUCAUAAUGCUCCUGCCCCCGCUAGAUGUUGCAACAUAUCCAACAUUCAACAUGAGUCGUGGAGCCUACGCAAGUCGACCGCCUCGACCAUCCUCUAUAGUUUCGUCGACAUCAUCUUCCUCGUCGACCUCGUCACGAACAUGCACUGCUUCGCCAGACUUUCCGCGUAUACAGAAACUCAUCUGUGCUGUCUUCCGGUCCUCGAGGAUCACAGUGCAACAAGCAGAACGUUUACAGAGCCGAAUCCAUCAAGUAUACCUGACGAGGCUCGCAGACGAUAGUUCGCUCGUACUCAAGUGCCUACCCACAGCAAAUGUACGACUUCUCCGCCACGAGAAACACACCCUCGGAACCGAAGUCAAGACGCUAGAAACAUUGCACGAAUAUACCCAACUUCCAGUACCACGGAUCAUCAAGUAUGACAGCCAUGGUGGGCAUUUUGGCUCGCCCUUCCUCAUAAUGAGCCACCUUCCAGGACGCAGACUUUCUGAACUAUCACCACAUCUUACAACUGCCGAGCGAAGCGCAAUCGACCGAACGCUGGGCUCCUACGUCCGCAGCUUGACAUCACUCUCUGCAACGCAGUUCGGCAUGACACACCGAGUCUUCGAGCACAAAGGAUGCAAGUCAUGGCGAGAGGCAUUCCUCGCUCUUCUGGAAGCCGCGUUACGGGACGCUGAAGACAUGCUCGUCACAAUACCGUACGACAGUGUCCGCUACUAUGUCAGUAAACAUAGCCACGCCCUGGACGAGGUCACAGAACCGCGGCUAGUCGCCCUUGAUGUUUGUAGUCCGGACAACGUACUCAUUGAUGAGUAUACCAAGCGUGUCACUGGCCUCGUCGGUUUCUCAAACGUCAUCUGGGGCGAUGCACUCAUGAACGGAGGCAUUGCGAAUGGCACUAAAGCGUUCUUUGAAGGCUUUGGCGAGUGCCCUAUGCGAACUGGAGGCAUUAAGAUUAGGAUGUUCAUGUACACAAUCUAUCGCGCAAUACUGGCGGUUGUCGCGCAUCACUACCGUCCACACACCGGCAUGGAUGAGCUUGAGGUGCGACGCGAACUCGUAUGUGCACUCAACGAACUUGCACGAAUGUGAGUGUAUGCUCACCUUACGAUUCACGUGUAUUGGUACGACAUUGUAUCAGCAUUUCGCCUACCCUGGGCCUGGCAAGGAGACCUUCGAAAAAGACGUAUCACAUGGAUCUUAAACGACAGUUUUUUCAGCAACUCUUCAAGAACCGGCAAACCUUCUGCCUUCAGUGCGCAUAUCUUUUAGAAAAGUCUAGCGAGGGUAUUGCAUCUGGAAGAUACAUACAGAUCAGAGGCAAACAAACAUGUUAGCGAUUCAAUGAUCUAUGAAAUGCCCCUUCUCUACUCUAGCGGUAGUGUCAAAAUUGAA